Penicillium samsonianum is the source of this 801-nucleotide messenger RNA. RefSeq names its product PQ-loop repeat-containing protein. The transcript has 7 exons. NCBI's taxonomy places the organism in Eukaryota, Fungi, Ascomycota, Eurotiomycetes, Eurotiales, Aspergillaceae. The coding region runs from base 1 to 801 and encodes 266 amino acids. The record is from RefSeq and is a predicted model, not a curated record.
AUGCCCUCAGAAGACAAUAUCACACUGGCAUCGAACGUCCUCGGCACCAUCGGGACAGUUCUCUGGUGCAUCCAACUCAUACCACAGAUCUGGUAUAACUGGCGCCGCAAAAACACAGAUGGAUUGCCCGCGAUGAUGAUGUUUCUCUGGGCAAGCUGCUCCGUUCCAAUGGGCGCAUAUCUGAUUCUGCAGCAAGUCAAUAUCCCGUUGCAGAUUCAGCCUCAGAUGUUCGGGUUCUUUUCUCUUGUUGGUUGGAGUCAGGUUCUUUAUUAUAACCAUAACUAUAGCAAAACCAAGGCUGUCCUGGUAUGCUUGGGCACGGUUGUUUUAUUUGGGGGAUUGGAGGCUCUUCUCAUCCUGACAUUGAGGAUUCCAUAUAAUAACGGUGUGACAUGGCCCGACAUCGUUGUUGGGGUUAUAGCCGCCAUUCUCCUUACUGCAGGACUGCUGCCGCCGUAUUUUGAAUUAUGGAAGAGAGAUGGGCGUGUAAUUGGCUUCAAUUGGGUCUUCCUCUCCAUCGACACGUUUGGCGGACUAUUUUCUCUCUUUGCAUUAGCGGCUCAAGGCUCAUUUGACAUCCUUGGAGGCGUUAUGUAUGUUUUGGUGGUAGUUCUCGAGGCGGGGAUAUAUAUUAGCCAUAUUUCCUGGCGAAUCCGCUAUCGCAAGUUGCGCAAGGAAGCAAAAGAUUCAGGGAAAACCAUUGAUGAUUUGCUUUUACUGAGGAGGAAUGAUACGCAAGAAACAGUGGAUGUUGAAAAGGGCAUUCUUCCUGCUGCUCCUGCAGCCAGUCCCUCUGCAUAG